GACGAUUUCGCCCAAGGACAUGGGGAGGGCGGAGAGCCUUCCUCCUCCCUUUGCUCUGAAUGCAGAAAAGGAGGGGGGUUCCAUCCCAUGGCAAGACUGCCACGGGAGCUCUGCCCUCACACAGACACAGCCUCCCGUCCCAGCCGCCGGUCCCCGUCUCCGACGUGAGCCCUUUGAGCCAAGUGGCAGCCGGCUCGGAAGCUCUGUGACAGGUGUACGUGACAUGGCGGAGCAGCUGUCUGAAGAACAGGUGGCCGAGUUCAAGGGGGCCUUCUCCAGGUUUGACAAGGACGGGGAUGGAAAGAUCAACGUCCAGGAGCUGGGAGCCGUGAUGCAGGCCCUGGGCGAGAACCCGUCGGAAGCCGAGCUGAAGCAGCUCAUCGCCCGGGUGGACACCGAUGGCGACGGCCACAUCAGCUUCGACGAGUUCCUGGCAGAGAUGGCCAAGAUCAUGAAGUCCUCGGGCAGCGAGGCGGAGAUGCGGGAAGUCUUCCGUGCCUUCGACCUGGACGGCGACGGCCACAUCAGCGUCAACGAGCUCAAGCAGGCCAUGGCCAAGCUGGGCGAGAAUCCUUCCCAGGAGGAGCUGGACGCCAUGAUCCAGGGCGCCGACGUGGACCAGGACGGGCAGGUGAACUACGAGGAGUUCGUGCGCAUCCUCUCUCAGAAGCGAGGCCCGGCCCGGGGCCCAUCUCCUGCCUGAUUCUGGUCCUCGUGCCUUCUCGGGGCCCCUGCUUCCGUGGCACAGAUGUAAAGGGGAAGUCUGGGUGGGGGGUGGGAAAUUACCUACUGGAGGGAGGGCCUGGGUUCUGCCCCGUCUGCCCGGGGAGACCUCAGAGCAGCUCCUGUAGAGAAACGGGGAGGCCCCCUGCCUCACUGGGCUGCGGUGAGGGACCCCAGAGCAACGUGAUGGCUGACAUAAAAGCAAUUGGACUCUGA
Messenger RNA from Neofelis nebulosa (Clouded leopard), 939 nucleotides. RefSeq names its product calmodulin-like. The record is from RefSeq and is a predicted model, not a curated record. The coding region runs from base 20 to 703 and encodes 227 amino acids. Lineage: Eukaryota; Metazoa; Chordata; Mammalia; Carnivora; Felidae. Gene Ontology annotation, molecular function: calcium ion binding; enzyme regulator activity. The transcript has a single exon.